Molecule: messenger RNA, 1708 nt
Organism: Sphaerulina musiva SO2202
Lineage: Eukaryota; Fungi; Ascomycota; Dothideomycetes; Mycosphaerellales; Mycosphaerellaceae
Exons: 2
Coding region: 102-1544 (480 amino acids)
Source: RefSeq, a predicted model, not a curated record
AGCUGAAGGGGCCCCCAGAGCCAGCUGGAGUCCUACAGCAGAAACGAUCGGGGUCUGAUGUGGAGGGAGGCCACAACGAAGACGGACCUCACAGGGAAGUGAUGGCUCAGACUCGCUCGAGGAAGAAACUCAAAGUCGAAAUGAUGUAUGACUGCCAUGGCAUGCCACAAUUGCGGCAUGCUUCGACGGCCGCAGCAGCUAUGAAAUCCACCGACAAGGAAACUACUUCUGAGAUCCCCUCUGGGCCGACUGUGGUCGCCUAUCAGGCUCAGCAGGACAAUGAGGCAGCAUUGACUGAUCGAGCUGGCAAUUCUCUGCCGGGCACCCCAAUAUCUGCUAUGCAGCUGUCAUACCAGCCGGCUAGGAAGACAUUCAGCCUUCUGGGUGCGUUCGUCGAAGACAGCUCGCUGAUCAUUGAGUUGGUCAGCUACCUAACCAUACCGGCGUUACUAUCUUGGUACGCGAUUGACAGGAAAUUUCACUGGUAUUACAACAAGAACUGUACUGCCUUCAUGCUCGCCAGUGUGAGAACCUGGGCUCCUGGAGCGGAAAGCAUCUACCCCUGGCGCUUUUAUCAGCACCUUUGUCUCAAGGACCCUACCAAGCGGCAGAAGGAGAAGUCUGACCAUCUUGGUCCAGAAAUCUUCAAGCUGAACUUGUUCUCUCGGGAUUGUCCAAGCAUGCGCUGGCUACAGAUGGUGGUUUGGCGCGAAGGUGUGGUGACGGAUAUGGUGAUUCAGCUCAUGAUCAAGGGCCUCCGCGUGCCGCCAGGUACCAUUGAUGCAGUCAAGCGCAUGUGGUUCUUCAUGGAUCUCCCGAUCAACUCUUUUCGCCUCAGUUGCAUCCGCAGUAGGAUUAUCGCCCCUGACAAAACCCUCGAGCUCGCUACCGCCUUUUUCCUCAAAGUCGAUAUGCUCUUCACUAAUCCCACUCGUAAGCCCUACCCUGUCAACCACCCCAAUCAGGCUCAGUAUCCCAACCGCUGGGCAAACGGGAUGGCUGUCGGUUGCUCCUUGCGUGAGAUACUACUUGCCGAAGAUACUCUCACGCCGCUCUGGCGCGUAAUGCGAGGCUGGACACCAGAUGGUACGGGCAAAGGCAGGCUCAUCGCGCCUGUCGACAUCUUGAAGCUGUGGAUGAGACACAGAUAUCGAUUCGAUGAGAACACACCACAGUACGUCGAUCCGACGGUGCCGAUCUUGGGCAUGCGAAUGGAGGAGUUUGAACAGGUGGGAAUGGAAAGGUUGGCGAGGGUCGAGAAUGGGCUUCCGGUGAGACGACAACGCAUUUUGAGACCAGAUCUGCUAGUGAUGGGCGAAGCGAUACGACGACGAAUCGACCUGUCACGCAAGUGGUACGACAUGAUGGUCUAUGGGUUCUUGGAUCCUUUCGAGUUGAGAGUACCAGUUCCCAAGGAAGACGAGAUCCUGCAGAGUCGUCGGUCUUACUGGACCAAAAAGGAGAAGAAGAUGAUCGCAGAAAAUGAGGCUAAAGAGAGAAAGCUGUUGGAGCGUAGUCGCUGCCGCAUUGGCGAUGGCUGCUGAGACAAGUGAAGGAGUCCAGGCGCUGAUAAGACCGCUAGCAAGGACGAACAUGCGGCUACGGAAGAAGAAGCUGCUGUGGCGAAGCUGAAGAUAACAUAGGCUUGCAUUGCUCUGACCAAGGUACCAAAAGCUCCUCCAUCUCACAUUGAGAAAUAGAAAUUUUU